AUGGCGAUGUCUUUUGUUCCUCGCGCCGCCUUCCCCUCGCUCGCGCAUCUGCCGCGCUCCUACUUCCUGGGCCACCACAAAUCCGGUCUACAGAAGAUGAAGACACUCCUUUCCAGCAUCGACCUCGUCAUCGAAUGCCGCGACUACCGCGUUCCGCUCACCUCACGCAAUCCAUUAUUCGAAGAGUCCCUCGAAGGGAAAGAGCGACUGGUCCUGUACACGAAGCGCGAUCUUGGAGGGCGCGAUACAAAGAAUGAGGAAAUCAUAGCGAAGUGGCAUGCGCCAACUCCAACAAUGUUUGUGAGGAAUGGCAACGAUGAAGGCAGCGAAGCGAGCAGACGCAAGAGCGUAGGGAAGCUCCUAGAUUUUCUACGGGAACACGCGCAACAGAGGUGGAAGCUCGUCGGACACAGGAUCAUAGUCGUAGGCAUGCCCAACGUAGGCAAAUCUACAUUGCUGAAUGCCCUUCGCGCUCAUGGCAUCGGCAAAGGGAAAGUUGCAAAGACGGGCGCGCAACCCGGCGUCACGAGGAAGAUUGGCAGUGGAGUCAAGAUCAUCCCCAGCGAAGACGAUGCAGCGAGCAUGGAUGAAACCAGCAAGAAGAGAUAUAAGGGUGUGGGUGGUGGCGUGUAUCUCGUUGAUACGCCUGGCGUCUUCAUCCCCUACGUUCCUGACGCGGAGGCGAUGAUGAAGCUUGCGCUUUGCGGCAGCGUCAAGGACUCCAUUAUUCCGCCUGUCAUGCUCGCAGACUACCUUCUCUAUCAUAUGAAUCUUAUCGAUCCGACUCUUUAUGCAGAGUAUGUCCCUGGGCCUACAAACGACAUCGUAGAGCUAUUAGAGGGCAUUGCGAGGAAGACGGGUCGGUUGGGCAAGGGCGGGAAAGCCGACACGGAGGGGACGGCGCUAUGGAUGAUUCAGAAGUGGAGGACAGGCAACCUGGGGGCGUUUCUCUUAGACAAAGUGAGUGAAGAGGGCCUGGAGGUGAGCAAGUUGGCGGAGAAAGAGAGGGUGCCGAGUAUCAGUCAAGCGCGGAAAGCGCAGCGAGAGAUGAGGCGAGAAAGAAGCAAGAUGAGAGGGCAAGCGUGA
Molecule: messenger RNA, 1086 nt
Organism: Didymosphaeria variabile
Lineage: Eukaryota; Fungi; Ascomycota; Dothideomycetes; Pleosporales; Didymosphaeriaceae
Product: Mitochondrial GTPase 1
Exons: 1
Coding region: 1-1086 (361 amino acids)
Cellular component (GO): mitochondrion
Molecular function (GO): GTP binding; GTPase activity
Source: RefSeq, a predicted model, not a curated record